AUGCCAGGCAUGGAAGUUUACGUGGCGAGCAGAGAUUCACCAGUUGUUUUGACUCCUAGGUUCAAGUUGUCAUACUGGAAAUAUUUGCUUGAUGAUUUGGAUAAACCAGAUGCAAUGGAGUUAGGUAGCCAUGGCUUUGCGUUCGUCGUGGUGCCCUCCACCAACUUCUCUGAUGCCGCUAGAGGCCGCUACCUCGACCUCUUCAACGAGUCGGACAACAGAAACCCCACCAAUCGUAUAUUUGCAGUUGAAUUCGACACCGCUCAACAAGCAAUUUUGAUGGAUACAGAUGCAAGCCAUGUGGCCAUCGACGUUAACCGUGUAAUAUCCAAUGCCUCUGCACCUGCUGCUUACUAUAUAGAGUAUGGCAAGAUGGAAGGGAAUCGAAAGCUGACAUCCAAGAAGAUAGAAGGAUGGGAGAUAGACUACCCACAUAGGUUCUCAUACAGGGAACUCUACAGGGCAACCAAGGGUUUCAAGGAUGAAUUGGGCAAAGGAGUUUCGACGGUGUCUACAAAGAGUGUCGAGCUUGGGGAGGAUGAGACACAUAAACUUGGUCCAAUUGCAUGGAAUCCUCAGUUGGGAACAGAGGUUCAAUAUUCUGAAGGAAUUGCUUCCAGCCUGCUGUAUCUUCAUGAAGAAUGGGAGCAAGUGGUUGUGCACAGGGAUGUUAAAGCAAGUCAUGUGUUGUUGGAUGGUGAUCUAAAUGGCAGGUUGAGUGAUUUUGGGCUUGUCAACUCUAUGAGCAUGGGACCAACCCAAAGACAACCCACAUCAUUGGGAGUUUCGGGUACAUGGCGCUGGAGCUCUCCCACAUCUACAAGUCCAGAGUUCGGAUGUGGUGGACAAACACUGGACGCUAUGGACAAGAAGCUUGAGAAUUGCUAUGUGGUGGAGGAAGGAGAGCUUGUGCUGAAGCUUGGCGUGCUCUGCUCACAGACUGCGCCUGAAUG
Messenger RNA from Nymphaea colorata (pocket water lily), 953 nucleotides. Its product is annotated as L-type lectin-domain containing receptor kinase IV.3. Gene Ontology annotation, molecular function: protein kinase activity; carbohydrate binding; ATP binding. Gene Ontology annotation, biological process: protein phosphorylation. The annotation marks the transcript as partial. Lineage: Eukaryota; Viridiplantae; Streptophyta; Magnoliopsida; Nymphaeales; Nymphaeaceae. Gene Ontology annotation, cellular component: plasma membrane. The transcript has 7 exons. The record is from RefSeq and is a predicted model, not a curated record.